Messenger RNA from Plasmodium vivax (malaria parasite P. vivax), 1533 nucleotides. RefSeq lists its product as hypothetical. Bases 1 to 1533 code for a protein of 510 amino acids. Gene Ontology annotation, biological process: transport. Gene Ontology annotation, cellular component: Golgi apparatus; membrane. NCBI's taxonomy places the organism in Eukaryota, Apicomplexa, Aconoidasida, Haemosporida, Plasmodiidae. The record is from RefSeq and is a predicted model, not a curated record. The transcript is spliced from 9 exons.
AUGAACAAAUGUAAGGGGUACAUUCUAAACAUAAAUGUUGUGGAUAAGGAUGACUUGUUUAUUUUUUUGUACAAAAAUGAGCAUUUGCUAGCGGCCAGUUACUACAACUUUAAGCCGUCGUAUUUUUUCUCCGUCGAGGAAGGCGAAAUAAACAUCGACAUGACCAUCGACUUCCGGGAGAACAAACUGGUGAAGAAAAAAAACAAAAACCAAGAAAUUUUGGCAAAGGCGAACAAAAACUCCAUCAACAUUUUGAAUAACUUCAAUGUGGACAGGGAGUAUUUUCACAAAAGGGGAGUCGCGGCGAGCGGGGCAGACACGAAGGAGUCCUCGAAGGAGUCCUCGAAGGAGUCCUUGAAGGAGUCCUUGAAGGAGUCCUCGAAGGGCAUCGAUGGAACGUCUAGCGUGGAGCAGCACGCAAGUGGGCAGACCCACAAUGAAGGGAGCGCAGGUAGGAGCAACUACAAGUCGAAAAAUCUUUUCCUCGUGUUGAUAACGGCGGACCAAUGGCUCAACUACAUUAGGCUGAAGAAUAAACUGGAGCCGUCUCUAAAAAACGAAGAGAAUUACAUUUUUACGUCCCAUUUUAAUUGCAUUAAGAGAUACCCACUAGAGGAAGGCAACAUAAAAAAAAAAAUCCAAAUAAGCCAAAAGAACAGAUACAUGUUGUUCCUAAUAAAUAAUAACAAAUUAAAAAUUGACUUAAAAGGAAACAUCGUUUUUUAUGAUUACAAGACGAAACAUUUGUCGCAUGACUUUCUCUUCAUCCCCAAUGUCCUUUACUUUACCACCUACGUUUUGCUAAUCCUCGUUGUCAUUCUUACGCUAUAUUUUGUUAAGUACCGGGAAAAAACAGACAUUUUUAUGAUCCUCAACAUGCUCUUUUUCCUCCUCUCCACUUAUUUCAAUUACAAAAAUGUGAACUUUAUUCGGGAGCGGGGGUACAUGUACCUUUACUUCUGGGUGUCGGCGAACAUUUUGAAGAAAAUCCAGGAAAUAAUUUCCUUCAUCAUAUAUCUGCAGGUCUCCCUGGGUGACAUGUACAUCCGAAGCCACCUAAGCCGGAUAGAAAUCCAGUUCAUGAUUUGUUUUUCCGUCAUUUCGUUUUACACCGGCAUAUUUGAGAUAUUUCUGGGCAAUUUCCAGGCCCCGCGGUACAUACUACAAGCCUUCGCCUACCUGUUCAUCUUCAUUGCGAUUAACUUCACGUCGACGUUCCUCUCGGCCCGCCUAUCAGAAGAAAACUUAUCCUUUCACGUUGCGGAGCUGUAUAAGAAAUAUGACAUUUAUAAAAAAUACCGAGUCAUAUUCUUCGCCGUAAUUCUGAAGCCCAUUCUGCUGAUCAUCUACAAAGUGCUGUGCCUGUCCCCCUCGAAUAUAGACCUAUACAGCUCGCACGAAUUUUUGUAUGUGUUUUUUGACAUUUCCUUCGACAUUGUUUUAUAUGUCAUACUCUUUGUUUUAUUUCGAGCCGUUAAGCCUAUUAAGCUUUUAAAGCACAUUUUAAGCAAUGAAAAUUUCCACAUAGAUUAG